Phyllostomus hastatus (greater spear-nosed bat) is the source of this 7801-nucleotide messenger RNA. It is a transcript of the gene SLK, whose product is annotated as STE20 like kinase. Gene Ontology annotation, biological process: protein phosphorylation. Gene Ontology annotation, molecular function: protein binding; protein serine/threonine kinase activity; ATP binding. The transcript is spliced from 19 exons. The record is from RefSeq and is a predicted model, not a curated record. NCBI's taxonomy places the organism in Eukaryota, Metazoa, Chordata, Mammalia, Chiroptera, Phyllostomidae. The coding region runs from base 642 to 4361 and encodes 1239 amino acids.
CGCGCGAGCGCGCUGCGGCAUUGGCGUCGGCGUCGGCGCCGGCGCGCGCUCUGGAGCGAGUGGGCUAGGGAGGGAGAGAGGAGGCGGCGGCAGUGCCCCAGAGCCUAGGGGACGCGCGGGCCUCGCGCCGCGGGAGGAGACUGCUGCAGAGGGGAGCCCGGGCUCGCGGUCCGAGACCGGAGAGUGCGGUCUGUCGGCUGCUGGCCUCAGAGGUCGCCGGCCUUGUCCCUUGCCCGGAGUGGCCGCCGCCCCUGGAGACUCGUCUUGACACGGGCCUAAACCGCGGCGACUGCGGGUGUUCGGACCGCUGGGACCCGUCGGGCCGGGCUAGAUUGGGGCGAAAAUCCGUACGAGUGCCGACCCCUAGGGCCGACUGGGGACGAGUCGCCCACCGAGCGGCCCGCGGGCCGGGCUCGGCGGAGGGACCGCCCGCAAAGCCCCCCCCACUCCGUGGGUCGGAGCCGGAGUCGUGCCCCGCCUUCCCCGGGGACGCCCGACCGGAGCGGCGGGACCCGGGAGAGCCCGCGCCCGCCGCCGCCCGCCGCCGCCCGCCGGGCUCACGCGGGAGAGGAGGGAGGAAAAACUUUGCCUUUUAUUGUUGUUUUAGUCCUUAAGUGCCAGGAACUCUAUUAGCAGGAAAAAUGUCCUUCUUCAAUUUCCGUAAGAUCUUCAAGUUGGGGAGCGAGAAGAAGAAGAAGCAGUAUGAACAUGUGAAGAGGGACCUGAACCCUGAGGAGUUUUGGGAAAUUAUAGGAGAAUUGGGUGACGGUGCUUUUGGUAAAGUGUACAAGGCCCAGAAUAAAGAAACCAAUGUUUUAGCUGCUGCAAAGGUGAUUGACACCAAAUCUGAAGAAGAACUUGAAGAUUACAUGGUUGAAAUUGAUAUUUUAGCAUCUUGUGAUCACCCAAAUAUAGUCAAGCUUCUAGACGCCUUCUAUUAUGAGAACAAUCUUUGGAUCCUCAUUGAAUUUUGUGCAGGUGGAGCAGUGGAUGCUGUGAUGCUUGAACUGGAGAGACCAUUAACUGAGUCCCAAAUACAAGUCGUUUGUAAACAGACCUUAGAGGCGUUAAACUACUUACAUGAUAAUAAAAUCAUCCACAGAGAUCUAAAGGCUGGCAACAUUCUUUUAACCCUUGAUGGAGAUAUUAAGUUGGCGGAUUUUGGAGUAUCGGCUAAAAACACAAGGACAAUUCAAAGAAGAGAUUCCUUUAUUGGCACACCAUAUUGGAUGGCUCCUGAGGUAGUCAUGUGUGAAACGUCGAAGGACAGACCCUAUGACUACAAAGCUGACGUUUGGUCCCUGGGUAUCACUCUAAUAGAAAUGGCUGAAAUAGAACCACCGCAUCAUGAAUUAAAUCCAAUGCGAGUGUUGCUAAAAAUAGCAAAAUCUGAACCCCCUACAUUAGCACAGCCAUCUAAAUGGUCUGCAAAUUUUAAGGACUUUCUAAAGAAAUGCUUGGAAAAAAAUGUGGAUUCUAGGUGGACAACGUCCCAGCUCCUGCUGCAUCCCUUCGUUACUGUGGAUUCUAACAGACCAGUCCGAGAGUUGAUUGCAGAGGCAAAGGCUGAGGUAACAGAAGAAGUUGAAGAUGGAAAAGAGGAGGAUGAUGAUGAAGAAACAGAAAAUUCUCUGCCAAUACCUGCAAGUAAGCGUGCCUCCUCUGACCUUAGUAUUGCCAGCUCUGAAGAAGAUAAACUUUCACAGAAUGCUUGCAUUUUGGGAUCUGUCUCAGAAAAAACCGAAAGUAAUACUCCUGAAGAUAAAUUUAACAGCAGAGUUAUUAAUGAAAAACCCACUACUGACAAGCCUGAUAAAGUUAUGGAGGGUAUUGGUGAACAUACCAGUGACGCUCAUUUAGAAGCUGUGGCUGAACUCCAUAACAAAAAAGUAACAAUCAAGGACAGUGAGAGAGAGGAGAAGAGACCCAAGCUGGAAAAUCCGCCUGACACAGAAGACCAAGAAACAGUAGACAUGAAUUCAGUCAGUGAAGGAAAAGAGAGUAAUAGGAUCACUUUAGAAACAAAUAUGGAACAGAAUAUGGAACCUGAGGAAGGAGGAGAUCAGGAAAAGCAAACGGUAUUUGAAAAUAAGGUCAUAAAAUCUGAAGAAGAAAUUAAAGAUACUAUUCAAACAAUGGAUUUAGUUUCUCAAGAGACUGGAGAAAAAGAGGCAGAUACUCAGGCAGUUGACAAUGACGUUGAGCUUACAAAGGAGGAAGACAUCCAAGAGAAUUUGGGAAAAGAUGAGAAAUCUCAAGAAGAUGUGACCAGCGCUACGAGCAAUGUGAUAGGAACAAGUGAGGAGGCAGCAGGUGUUGCUCAGAAGGCUGUGGAAAACGACGCCGCGGAUGCGCGGAGUGACGAUGGGAAGGAGAUGGUUGAAGCAGGCCAGGAAUUAGCAAGUAAACCCACGGAGGGUCCUGAGGUCGGUGGUGCUGAGGACGUUUCUGUUAGAGAAAUAGUUGAUACUAACGAAAUAGACCAAAAAUCUGUAGAAGGUAAAGGUGAAAAACAGUUAAUCAAGAGUUCCGAGAACAUAGUGGAGACCAGGACAAAUGAAGCUGUGGAAACUACUGAGUCAAGCAGCACUGAAGAAAUAGAGGUCGGAAGUUCAGUGAUUCAUACUGACCACAAGGCUUCAGGAAGUGAAAUUCAGGAUGUUCGUGAAGCCACUACUCAGACAGAUACAGAACUAAAACAAAUUCCAUGUGAAGUGCCAAUUAAAACAGAACUUGAAGUUGCUGCUGCUUCACAGCCCAGUGAACCUCAGCCUGUUCCAAUACCUAGUAUUAAUAUCAACUCUGAAGAUGCAGAAAAGAAAGGGGAAAGAGAUGCUUUAUCAAAAACUGAAACCAUGUUGCUACCAGAAUCGGAGAAUCAAAAGGAAAAUGAUACUGAUUCAGGCACUGGUUCCACUGCUGAUAAUAGCAGCAUUGACUUGAAUUUAUCCAUCUCUAGCUUCCUAAGCAAAACUAAAGACAGUGGAUCUAUAUCUAUACAAGAAACAAGAAGACAAAAGAAAACAUUGAAGAAAACACGCAAAUUUGUUGUUGAUGGUGUAGAAGUGAGUGUAACAACAUCAAAGAUAGUCACAGAUAGUGAUUCCAAAACUGAAGAAUUGAGGUUUCUUAGACGCCAGGAACUUCGGGAAUUAAGAUUUCUGCAAAAAGAAGAGCAAAGAGCCCAACAACAGCUCAAUGGCAAACUGCAACAGCAGCGAGAACAGAUUUUCCGGCGCUUUGAGCAAGAAAUGAUGAGCAAAAAACGACAAUAUGACCAAGAAAUUGAGAAUCUAGAAAAACAGCAGAAACAGACUAUUGAACGUCUGGAACAAGAACAUACAAAUCGCUUGCGAGAUGAAGCCAAACGCAUUAAAGGAGAACAAGAGAAAGAGUUGUCCAAAUUUCAGAAUAUGUUGAAGAACCGGAAAAAGGAGGUUAUAAAUGAAGUGGAGAAAGCACCCAAAGAGCUGAGAAAAGAGCUUAUGAAACGCAGGAAAGAGGAGCUUGCACAAAGCCAGCAUGCUCAGGAACAAGAGUUUGUUCAGAAGCAGCAACAAGAAUUGGACGGCUCUCUGAAAAAGAUCAUCCAACAGCAGAAGGCAGAGUUAGCCAACAUUGAAAGGGAGUGCCUGAAUAACAAGCAGCAGCUCAUGAGAGCUCGAGAAGCUGCAAUUUGGGAGCUUGAGGAGCGACACUUACAAGAAAAACACCAGCUGCUCAAACAGCAACUUAAAGAUCAGUAUUUCAUGCAAAGACACCAGCUCCUCAAGCGCCAUGAGAAGGAAACGGAACAAAUGCACCGUUACAACCAACGACUUAUUGAGGAAUUGAAAAACAGACAGACUCAAGAGAGAGCAAGACUGCCUAAGAUUCAGCGUGGUGAAGCCAAGACUCGAAUGGCCAUGUUUAAGAAAAGUUUGAGAAUUAACUCAACGGCCACUCCAGAUCAGGACCGUGAAAAAAUUAAGCAGUUUGCUGCUCAAGAAGAAAGGAGGCAGAAAAAUGAGAGAAUGGCUCAGCAUCAAAAACACGAAAAUCAAAUGCGGGAUCUGCAGUUGCAGUGUGAAGCCAACGUCCGAGAGCUGCACCAGCUGCAGAAUGAAAAAUGUCACCUAUUGGUUGAACAUGAGACUCAGAAACUAAAGGAAUUAGAUGAAGAACACAGCCAGGAAUUAAAGGAAUGGAGAGAGAAAUUGAGACCUAGGAAAAAGACACUGGAGGAAGAAUUUGCCAGGAAGCUGCAGGAGCAGGAAGUGUUCUUUAAAAUGACUGGGGAGUCUGAAUGCCUUAACCCAUCAACACAGAGUCGGAUUUCCAAAUUCUAUCCUAUUCCUAGCCUGCAUUCCACUGGAUCGUAACAGUGGGAAGCAUCCUGUGGUCUGGUUUGGCUUUUAGAAUAUGUCAUUUUGUUCUCUUCAUCUUCUGCCACAGUCCGCAUUAGAGGGUGCACGAAGACAAUCAUCUGCCUCACCUUCUGGGUGGUUUUUGUGUGUUUGUCGUGUUUGUUUAGCAAAGAUGGAGGGCAAGGAGCUAAGACAGAUGCCAGGCCGCGUUGGCGUAUAGCAUCUUGCAGUAAUUCCCUAAGGUGAUUUUGUAUAUUAAUCUUAAAAAUUGUGUUCUUUAGACACUGUUACCUAAAAAAAUCUUAAGAGAUAUAAUGAUUAAAGUUAUUUUUUAAAAAACCUGUUAUGUCACUGAAUAUUAGUAAAUAUUGGUUUUUCUCAAUGAUGCCUGAAUUCUGUAGUUGAAACUCUGCUGUGGAGAGUUGGAGUAACUUUCUUUUGGUAAAUCAGCUCUCAUGAAAAUGCUAGGAGUUGCUCAAAAUAUGAUACUGAUUUAUUAAAUACAUCUAUUUUAUCUUUAAAUAGCAACAAAGUCUUUUAAAAGAGAAAAAUUAUUUCAGUAAUCUGUCUAAAUAAUUACCUGUUUAGGCGUGGCUAAUAUUCAGGGGUGCUAGUUUUAUUAAGACAGUGCCUAAAACACUAAACUUUAAUUGAGUCUAAAAAAGGGUUUCCUUGUUUGACUCAGCAAAACAUCCUUAGCAUUAAGUAUUAUUGUUUUUUAAAUCUUGCUUCUGUUACCAUUUGAUAGAAAUUUUCAUUCUAAAACAUGUGUUGUACAAAAUUGGGAACAAUGGGAAAAAAGUAGCUUUUAGAUGUUCUAAUUGGAAAUGUAAAACCUAACAAAUUAAAAGAAAUAGAGAGUUAGCUAUCCCACCUAAAAUAAUACAUGAGCUGGUUAGAUGACUUCUCCCAUCUUAGCAAAUUCUGUUCAUCGAAAACUCUGUCAGAGGCCUGCUGGCUCUGAGUUAUAUUUAUAAAUGUAUUUUCUGAAAUAGAUCUUAAAAGAGGCUUUUGUUCAGAAUACUUUUUUUUUUUUAAAUUAAAAUAGGCAAAUGUUGGAAAUGACUUAGUUGUUUUGAAAUAAAGUCAUUUAUAUUUUGGUUUUAUUUUGUUCUAUGUUUAAAUUAUUUACUUUGAUUUGAGUGGGAAAAGCCAGAAUCCUUUAUCAUGUGGUUGCUGAUAUGUGUAAUUAUUAAUGAAAUGCUCACUCUUAGUCCCUCUUGAGGCUUCGAGUUUCAAGCACGUGUCGGGUCGGACAGUGUCACACACGAACUGCACUGUGACACGUGAGACGGCACGUCUGUCAGUGACGCUUGCUGCCUGCCAUCAGCCUAUUCUCUCUCAAGAGUACUAGGUACCAACUCGUACAAGCUUCAGUUUUUGUUAUAUUACAUUUGAUGCUGGUGAAAAUUUUAAAUGUAACUGUGGGAACACUUGUCAUAUUGAGAAAAUGUAAAUAUCUGUAGCACUUUCUUGCAGUUAAUUUGAAAACUUUGAAUACUGAACCUUAUUUCGUCAAUGGUUUAGAUGAUUUAAAUGCAUGUGUGAUUUUCAUUUUGUAAUUGUUUUGACAAGCAUAAUUUACUUGGACAACUUUGUAGGUAGCCUUAACUUCUGGCCAAGUUUGUUUUUUAUAUAAAUAGAUAUAUACAUAUAUUAUGUAUGGUUGUAAAUUCAUACACUUACCACAUGAAUGUGUUACUGUAUACAAAACUCCUUUAAUGCUUUAUUCUCAAAUGCUGGGUUGAAAAAUGUUUUGAAAGCCUUUUAAAAAAUAUAUCUUUAUAAAGUAAUAUUCAGGAUGAUGAUGGACAUUGUUUAUAUUAUGAUAAAAAUGGCAGUAUAAAGUUACUUAGUGUAUUUAAUGAUUUAUUUUAAGAGGGAGAGGAGAAGAAGGUUCUCAAACCACUUUCUUUGAAAUUUUCAGGUUAUUGGCUUUUAAAAACUUAACACUUUAGGCAGUGACUUUUUUCAGAACCAUUUUAAUGAUAUUUUGAGUGCUAGUUUGUGGCACAUAAUCUUAUUUGAUCUGAAUAUUCAAGUCUUUUUAUUUCAACUUGACAUUCGGAGUGUUGAGUGGAGGAAAGAGGCUCGGAGUAGUCCCUCGCCCACUGCCGCAUCUCCCUCAACACCGCCCUUGGAUCCAGUGUUUCUGCUCGAGUCCUCUUUCAAACGUGACCGUGUUCUUGCGGCCACAGGACUACAAAAUGAGAAUAUGCAGAGGCGAAACAUUCAUUUUAAUACUUAAAGUUACAUAAAUACUUUGAAAAAGUGUUUUGUUACAGACCGUCCCUGCAGACUUCUUAGGCCCUCUGUUCCAGUAGAUGAUAGUGGUCUUGCUUGCAUGAAGUAUAGGUGGGGAGUGGGGGAGGGGCGCAGCCUUCUUUGAAAUCCAAGAGUACAGUCAGAUCUAUUCCUGAUUUGGACCUUGUUGCUGUGGCAGAAUGUGCUAUGAAAUGCGUAAAAGAAACCCUUCACGUGUGUACCCUGGUGACUCACCCCCUUCUCCCUGCGUGCUGUGAAUACACCAGACCGCCACGCUUCCGCAGGUCCAGCUCUCAGAGCUCGUCGCACCAGGUUGCCUUUCCUCGUCCUGUCAAUCCGUAGUUGGGAGCGAAUUGCUGAAUUAGCUGCUAUUCUGUAUAGAGUCACAAUUAAGCUUUUUCUUACCCUUUUCUGUGGGGAAGCUAUAGGGUGGGUAAGGAAGAAAUUGAGUGCUUAUACUUGGCUGAAAAUAUUAGAACUUUCCUCUGACAGGUUACAGCAAAUUGUAAUUAAAUAUAAACCAGAACCAGAGCUACCUCUAAGUAGUGUUUCCUCAAGCACAAAGCUCUCAGGCAUACGAGAUCCACUCUAAUGGAGGGUCUCUGAUUUCUUGAGCAUCAGCGAGUUUCAGAAGUGACUGUCUUUUGUACUCUUUUCAGUUCCUUUGUAACUACACACUCUUUCCCAUUCCACACUGUGCUUAAAUGACAAAGUCUCUUCUGAGAAGCCAAAUUCUGUCAAAUGAUUAGCUAGAGAUAGUGUUGAUUAAAGGAAAACCUAGAACUGAGAUGAAAGAGGAGAGUUAGUUCUAGUUCUAAUAGUCUUCUGAUUAAAUAAAUCAAUUCUUUUCUGGGAAAUGAUCUUUUAUAGGAAACGGGAUAUUUUAAAUGCUUUUCUUAAGUUGAGGGCACAACAGUUAAUGCCUCUAUUGUCGCUUUUCUGUGGCUGACAUGGUUUUGAUACAGCUUUAAAAUUUCUGCUUCUAGGCUUUGGGUAGAAUGUUACACCAGUUUUAAAUGUUGGCUGCAGCUUUCUGUGAUCCUCUGAUUUGCAGUGUAAUAACUUCACAAGCCGAAUUUUCAGAAAGAACUUUGUUUCAGAUCAUGCCUCUUGUCUAUUUGGGAGCAAUGUGUCUUUUCAAUCAUGGGAUUGACAAAUGAACAAUAAAGUUAUUUCUUAAUCUGUGUUGA